Molecule: messenger RNA, 2370 nt
Organism: Colossoma macropomum (tambaqui)
Lineage: Eukaryota; Metazoa; Chordata; Actinopteri; Characiformes; Serrasalmidae
Gene: ddx51
Product: DEAD (Asp-Glu-Ala-Asp) box polypeptide 51
Exons: 16
Coding region: 211-2244 (677 amino acids)
Cellular component (GO): nucleus
Molecular function (GO): nucleic acid binding; ATP binding
Source: RefSeq, a predicted model, not a curated record
ACUACGCGACUGUCAACAACGCAGCGCUCACAUGGCUGAGUUCAGUCUGAUCCACCAGUAGAUUUCAGGACUUCUUUCACAUCUAAUCAGCACGAAUUCAGCCGCCCUUCCUGUACGAUCUUAUUCGCUCCUGCGGGAGUCCAUGCUCUGUGAACAGGGCAGUGAAAAGUCCUGUUUGUUCUGCCCUCGGAGUGGACCGGGCUUUCUGCGAUGGCUCUGUUCACGAUCAAUCGGUAUCUGGGAGAUGAAGAUGAAAGUGAGUCAGCCAGCGAGUCUCGAUCCAAAGCCCGGCUGGCCAAGCUCCAGGAACAAGCAAAAGCGAGAGAACAGCAGAGUCUUGCAGCUAAAGAAGAGGUAACUGUCAAAGACACUAGCUCUGGUCAGAGCGACUUAGGAAAAAAUAAAAGAAAAUUAGAACAAGAAGAAAAAGAGAGGAAGCAGCACAAGAAGAAGAGGAAGGAAAGCUCUGAGAAGCUGGAUGAUGCUGAUAACACAGCCGUCCCUGUGGAACACUCCGAGUCAGGCACAAAGGAUACUGCAACAAAGAAGAAGAAGAAAAAAGACAAAAAGAAAGAAGAGGAGCAAGAUACAAAAGAUCAUCCAUCUGAAGAAUCUACUGUAGCAGUGCAGGAGACUGAAGAUGAUGGAGGGGAACCUGAGGGAACCCAAAAAACUGCCAACGGUCACCCUGACCCGUCAAACACAGGAUCAGGAAAGAGCUCCUCCGACACCAGCUUUCACGUCCUGGGUGGAUUUGAGAAUAAGACAGUACAAAAGGUCCAGAGGGUAUUACCGAAGUGGCUGGCUGAGCCGGAUGCUAUUGAGAGAGAUAUUAAGAGUAAUCUGGUCCCUCUCAGUGAAGUUCCCGGCAUCUGUUUUACGCUACAGAAGAAGCUGGAAGCCAAUGGGAUCCAAAACUUUUUCCCAGUUCAAGCAGAGGUUAUUCCUGCCAUCUUGGAAACUGUGAAUUCAGGGCUGCUGAUUGGUCGAGGUGGCUACAGGCCCAGAGACAUCUGUGUGUCUGCUCCCACCGGAAGUGGAAAGACACUGGCAUUUGUUAUACCUGUCAUACAGGCGCUGUUGACCCGAGUGGUGUGUGAAGUUCGUGCCCUGGCCGUGUUACCUACGAAAGAGCUUGCCCAGCAGGUAUGCAAGGUUUUUUACUCCUACGCUGAAGGAACUGGUCUAAAAGUGGUCAUGGUCGCAGGGCAGAAACCUUUCGCUGCAGAACAGGCAGCCCUUUCAGAAACCAGAGGAGGCGUGUGUCGCAGUCUGGCAGAUAUUGUUGUUGCCACACCAGGUCGUCUGGUGGACCACAUUAACAAAAAUGACAACUUUAGCCUCCAACAUCUACGAUUCCUGAUCAUUGAUGAGGCAGACCGAAUGAUCGACAGCAUGCACCAGGCCUGGCUCAGUCAGGUCACCAAAGCAGUCUAUAAAAGUGGGAGUGGCUCAGAUAUAUCAAUCUUCAGGAGGGUGAAGCCAGGCCCAAUAACAGUGGCAAGUCUGUCUCCACCCCAGAUGCCGCUGCAGAAGCUGCUCUUCUCGGCCACUCUGACGCAGAACCCAGAGAAAUUGCAGCAGCUGGGGCUCCACCAGCCGCGUCUCUUCAGCUCCACACACACCUCCACGCAGGACGGCACACACACAGAGGAGAAAUUCAACUUCCCCCAGGGCCUGACGGAGUACUACGUUUGCUGCACGCUGAGUAAGAAGCCUCUCCUCCUUCUCCACUUCCUGCUCCAGCUGAAGUUCAGCCCUGCCUUAUGUUUCAUGAACUCAAGAGAAGCAGCACACAGGCUCUUCUUGCUGGUGAAGCUCUAUGGAGGAGUUGAAGUGGCAGAAUUUUCCUCCAGACUCAGUCCUAAUGAGAGACAGAAAACCUUGAAAAGAUUUGAACAAGGAAAGAUCGCAUUGUUGAUCAGCACUGAUGCUGCUGCCAGAGGGAUCGACAUAAAAGGAGUUAAAUGUGUCAUUAAUUAUGAUGCCCCACAGUACAUCAGGACGUACAUCCACAGAGUGGGAAGAACAGCAAGAGCAGGAAAAGCUGGAGUGGCCUUCACUUUCCUCUUAGGAGUGCAGGUGAAAAACUUUGUGCAAAUGGUGCUGAAUGCUGGCAGUGCUGGUCUACAGAAACAGACUAUUAAACCAGAGCAUCUCAAAGGCAUGGAGAGCCAGUACGAAGAAGCACUGGAUGAGCUGGGGAAAGCUAUAAAGGAGGAGAAAGCCCAGAAGCGCUUCUGAGAGGAUGUUGACCAGGAGCUGACCUGCAAGAAUAAAUAUUUGUCUCCAUCUUUACUUUCUUAAGGCUUUUGUUCUUUAGAAAAGAUUGCAUCUAUGGUAGCAUUUUAAAUAAAAUUGAAAACGAAA